UGUAAUGAGGGCUUAUGAUUCUCUCAAAGAAGUUUGUGCCAAAUUGAAUCUUGGAGCCCCCGAGCGCAUCACUUCUGUAUCCUUGUAUCCAUGAGGAAGUACAUUGCUACAUUAAGCCAAAAUGCUUUGGGUAUGCGCCGCCUGGAAGGAAGAAGGGAGGGAAGAGGAAGGGACUGUUCCAAGUAAUUGGAUCAGAGAUGAGACGGUCCAUUGGCCAAAUGUCACUAAUGUGCUGAGAGCCAUGACCUCAGGAAAGGUCCCAAAUGCCUCAUGGCAAAUGUUCUUAUUAAGGAGAAAUUAAUAUCAGAGAGCAGAGCCGAGUGUGAAUCAUACGAUCUCACUUCAGCUGUAGAGACAGAGGAUGAGAAGGAGGAAAAUGACCAACGAGUUUCAAGAGAAAGAAAAAGGCGUGUUUUUAGUGACUUUUACACUGGCUUGAGAGCUAACAACAGGAUGGAGCCAAGAAGGAAAUCUCCUACAGGAUGGUCGGAAAGACUUGGUCACUAGCAUCCAGCCCCUCUCCUCUUCCUACAUUAGCAUCUCCAAGAAGGUCACCAAGAAGGCACAGUGCCAAUAGAACAAUCGAGCAGUCCUCAUCCAGACAUAUACCAGGGGCACUUCGGCAUAUCCAAUGUCAACGGCAAAAUUUCAAAAGAAAGUUAUGACCAUGUUAGCAGACAUCAGAUUGGAACUGCAUGAGCAACGGGAGGGAAAAGAAAUGGCCAUAUCAGACCUUCAAACAAUUCCCUUUCAGGCGCGAAGCAUCGAGGAAUUACAGAGGAUCGAUGACACGUUGAAAAGUCCUGAAGACUGUUUGAAAAUGACUAUGGCCCUUGCAUAUGUUGGUGAAAGCAGCAUCAAUGAAAAUGCCAGGAAAAUCCUCCAGAAGUUGAUGACAAAUGAAACCAUGUCUGCCUACAGCAUUAAAGGGAAGAAAGGAAAGCUAAGAUUUCAGAAUCUGAAAUUGUUUCAAGUUGUGCUUGAUGCUGCAGUCCGUACUAUGCAAUGUACAGAAACAACAGCAGAGACAGCCAUGUCUGUAGCCUUAAAGUAUGCCCCAGACAGGAGAGGAGGGGAUGGAAGGAAGAAGGCUGAUGGGGAGCUGCUUCUGUCAUAAUAAAAAUAUUAUCAUGACACUGAAAUCAAUUGUCUUUAUUGCUUGAUUUAAUCAUCUUUAUUACGUAAAUUUAUGCAACAGGAAAUUUUGAUUUAGGAUAACAUUACGUUACAACAACGUUGUAUAAACGUUACAUAAACGUUGCAUAUACGUUAUAUAUACGUCAUAUCACAACGUCUUCACAACGUUGGAAAAGACGUCUAGAAAACUUUCACUGACAACCUUACCACAACCAAAUCCCAACGUCAGAAACCGACCUUAUGGCAACGUUGCUACAACGUCAUGUGCCCA
Messenger RNA from Mizuhopecten yessoensis (Yesso scallop), 1408 nucleotides. RefSeq lists its product as uncharacterized. The record is from RefSeq and is a predicted model, not a curated record. Bases 632 to 1117 code for a protein of 161 amino acids. The transcript has 8 exons. Lineage: Eukaryota; Metazoa; Mollusca; Bivalvia; Pectinida; Pectinidae.